AUGCUGCUUCUUCAACCCAAGUUGUCUGGCUCUCUCCUGCCGUGCCACAAGGUCUCUCUUCUUUUCUUCAAGAUGCCUCCUCGUCGUAGCACGAAGCGCACGUACUCAGAGCCCCCUGUGGACCCAGAUGAAUCUACCAAGAAGCGCAAACCGACCAACGGUAGAAGGGCGGGUUCUCCUUCUCCUUCCUCUGAUUUUUCAUCCGACGAACUUGAAAAUGAUUUGCCCCUCGAGCCAGAGGACCACGAAUAUGUUGACUACAGCAUGAUGUCCCAAGAUGGUCAAGUUGAGGGGUACUCACGUCCCCCGAAACAACAGCGAUGGAGACACGAUGGGGACCAGCCUAUUACCGAUCCAGCACUUGUCCCAGAAGGCUGGAACGCCGACGAACUAGAUCUCGACGUCAAUGACAUCGAUGCUCAAGUCGAGAGGUGUAUGGAGAGGAUUAGUGACGGAAUCUUACCCAACUUCUUUAAGUUCAGACUGUCACAGUAUGAGCAAAGAAGGGCUGCUCGCGAUAAAAUGAUCCAUUCUGAGCCGGCAGGACUCAGCUGGGACAUUGUUCGACGCUUGGAUCAUUUGAGUAUUAUCGAAACACAUCUCAAGACGGAAGGAGACCCGGAUAAUCAGCUUCCUAAUGUCACGGCGCUCAUCAAAGCUUACAGGGAAGGCAAAUUGGGAUGGUCGAGAGGAUGGGUCAGCUACUGGUCGAAGGGUGUGCAGCUCAAUACGCCCCAGAAGUUCGACCCGAAUCUUCAUAAGAAAAUGGCUGAUGAGUACGAUACUACUAAAUCGUGGUGGGUGGAAGGUCUUCAGCCUGCAGGUGGUGGCAGUCUUGGAGGGUUUCACUCCUUUGCGCCGUAUACCAAUCUCCACAGCAUUGAGUUCCCGGUGCAUAUAUCAGCUGAUAGUCAACGUCCUGGCGCCGAUGGCCUCACCCUAUACGUGUGCCAUGAUACAGGUGCCGAUAUUAUGGCGAUACCUCAAUGCUACAUAGACCAGCUGGAGUCGCUAGGUAUUCCAGUUCCAGUUCAUGGCUAUAAGAUCAUGGAUAUCCCUGGCUCCACGUCAUGCCACAAGGUUGUGGAGGUUGACGUCCGGGUGACUGACGGCAACAAUCAGCCUAUAUCCCAUUGGAUGAGAGUACAGGCCUGUGUCCUCCAAUCUCAGUCGGAGGACCACUUUGGAAUGAUUCUUUCGGGGCCUUUCCUGCGGUUUGCGCUCUACACUGCAACAUGCCCAGAUGGACAGGGAAUUCUCUAUGUUUGCGAUCACAAAAAGGAACUCAGGCAGCUGCCAGCCCUUCCCGACGACUUUGUGCCAAGGGGACCGCCAUUUGUGGCUACCACUCCUGCAGCUCCAGGAGGUGGAAAACCACCCCAAUUUUUACUAGAACAGACAAAAUUCAUCAGCCCGGCAACAGCGCAGCCACCUCCAAUCCCAUUACCAGCAGCCCCCGCGAAGACACCAGCGAAGAGGGGGAAGAAGAAGGGGGGAAAGAAAGGGACCCCCUAG
Messenger RNA from Penicillium expansum, 1515 nucleotides. RefSeq lists its product as uncharacterized. The transcript is spliced from 3 exons. The record is from RefSeq and is a predicted model, not a curated record. The coding region runs from base 1 to 1515 and encodes 504 amino acids. NCBI's taxonomy places the organism in Eukaryota, Fungi, Ascomycota, Eurotiomycetes, Eurotiales, Aspergillaceae.